GUCAUCCAGGAGACGCAUUAUCGUCUCCCUUUUCUUUUCUGUGGUUGCCAGCAGCAGCACUGUGCUGCAUAAUCUCAUUUCUCUAGCUAUUUUUCUCCGCAAAGUAAUAGGUUGAAGAAACAUCGCAGCAACAACCAAUUUUUCUGGGGUUAAGCAUAAGAACAAGCAGAUCCAUGGCAUUAUCAGUCUCUGCUUCUGAAUCGAUAAGGUCAGUUCUGAAAGGUGAUUCCUCAAGCAACAUUGGCAAUGAAGAAUAUAAAGUUAUUCACUUAGCAGGACAUGGUAAAGAGAUGCCCACUGAUCAGAUCUACAAGAAAGCUUGGCUUAAAUUUCUGUGCAACCAUAAAGUUAAGUCAGUAAAGAAUUUUUUUCAUUUUAAAGGCAAACAACAAGAUUUAUAUUUGUUAACCCGGGAUGAUAUAAGAAUGCACAAGAGCAAAUAUGACUAUUUGCAUAUUGGACUUGUGCAAGCUCAUGUUGAACCAUGUCUAUUUAAUGAUGGUCAAUCUGAUCAAAGAAUCUUAGGGGCUGUUUGGCAACUUCUGAAUCGGUAAGUGCUGAACCAGUAAGAGGUCUGAACCAUUAAGUGCUGAACCAGUAAGACGUCUGAACCAUUAAGAGCUAGUAUAUUACUUAACUAUUCAGAGGCAAAUGUCUGAUCAAUUCAGAUAAGAGGUCUUAACCAUUCAGACUCUGUAUAAUACUUAAUCAUUCAGAGGCAAAUCUCUUAACCAUUCAGACAUCUGAACCAUUAAGAGGCUGAAACAAACAGUCUGAACCAUUAAGUGCUGAACCAUUCAGACAUCUGAACCAUUAAGAGGCUGAAACAAACAGCCCCUUAGUGUGCUUGCGGGAUGCAAAGCAUCUAGAUUUGAAAGAUUCAAUCUUAGCAGCCUUUGAGAUUGACUUAUGUGAUGGUGGUACAAAGUUCAAUUGGUUCCCAAAUUACUCGGCGUCUUUGUCUGAUCUAUCAACCACAAAUGGGUUGGUGAUUACUGCGCAGCCAUGUGGUUUUAUGAAUAUUGGAGAAAAUACAAUGUUUAAGAUUAGCUACCGAAUGUGUUAUAAACUGAUGAAGGGGUCUCUUGAGCCCGGGUUGCAAUGCGAAAAUCCUGUGUUGGAGGUGAAAACUGAAAGGGUGAAUGUUCUUGCACCAAAAACCAUUGGAAGGAAACAAAUGGAGCGAACUGGGCUCAAGCUCAGUGUAACUGAGCAGUAGUGGAAGCUCAUCCUUAUCUCUAUGUAUAAUCUGUUUCAAACCUUUCAUUAUGUACUUACUCUUUCUGGUUUUAGGGUUUGAAUUGUUUGGUGUUUAUCUAUGUUUUAGUGUGUUUGCUCUGUAAAUUGUUCUCAAUGAAUGCUAGCUCUUGAUGCAGAUUGUGGAAGUUAAACCUGGUCUAGUAGCCAUCUUGUUUUGGGAGUUCCAUUUUUACUAUGUUUUGGUAGUACCAUUCAUUAGUAUGGGAAGUCUUUAAUCUCGUUGCAAAAGCCGAAUCAGAAGUCCAAGUUUUAAAGAAAGAGAUCAAGUUUGG
This is a messenger RNA of Cuscuta campestris, 1532 nucleotides long. Lineage: Eukaryota; Viridiplantae; Streptophyta; Magnoliopsida; Solanales; Convolvulaceae. The record is from the annotation of a GenBank genome assembly.